AUUUCAUCUAAGAUAUGCGGUAGCACUACAAUCAUGCCACCAUGCAUACGUCCUUCUAAUGUAUCUUCUUCUCUGACAUCCUGUCCUUCCGUUUCCUCCAUCUCUGCCAUCCGCCCCCGAUCCCUUCCUCAACCCGCUCAAGCAACACGCGAAUUCUCCCAGUCAUCAAGCCGUCAGGUAACACUACGGCGACGAAAGUUCUACCAAUGGCUCAACGGUCCUGGUAGAUCUUUGAAGCAGCCCCUACCGAACUCCACCAACUACCUAGGAGCAUACGACCAAUACGGUAAUUUGGUUCGAGCGGACCCUAGAUGGCUGGCGAAACAGAAGCGAGAAGGAAAGGGAGCGAAAGAAGCGGCGGAGACAGACGGAGCCAAAAAGGAAGAUGAGGUGCUUCCAGAGGGCCAGGAGGCCGAUGACAUGGAUAUGGCUGCCCGUCGCUUAGAGAAAGAGGAAGAUGUUCUGAAUAAGAAGAAGGACGACGACGAGAGCGAUCAAUUGCCUCCUGAAACUGUUGAAGAUUUACGGCCUUUCCCGUCCAACAGAUUCUUCCGAAGCCAGCCAGUACUGAGCGAGGACUUGCGUGAAGCCAUUUACAAAGCCAUGACCGACCCUCACAGGCCAAUGUCGCUGCCAGCAGCGAGUGUGCAUUUCGGUGUCAGCAACGAGCGCAUCGGAGCCGUUUAUCGGCUGAAGCAUAUGGAGAAGGAGUGGAUCGCUCAGGGCAAAACCCUCGCCAUCCCCUAUCGCAAAGCCGUUAUGGACAUGCUCCCCAAAACCCCCCACGUUGGCGACUCAAACAAGCGCCCUAUCCCCCAUGAACCCAUCAACGAUCUCAUCGUCCACCCAGCAACUCGUCAGCAACUUUUUGUUCCUGUCGCCGAGUCGCGCCAAUUCACCCGUGUCGACGCCGGAAAGGCCUUCGACAACGAUCUCCUCCCCGCUGACGACCGGAUUCCGCAUCCCGAGAUGGUGCACGUGGAGCGCGACACGAUUUCUGGCAUGCCAUCUUCGGAACGCUUGGAGCGCGCCAAAGAGCGACUCAUCUCGCAGAUGAAGGAGAAGUCCGAAAAGGAGGAGGCUGCUAAACAGGCUGAGAAGGCUGCGCUUACCAAGGUCGCAGGGCGCAGGUGGGACUUUGUCAUCCAAGACGUCAGCGUCGAGAGCGUGGGCAAAGACGGACGUGAUUAUAGGGGGGUUGGGUGGCGGUAUGGAUUACCCCAUGAAGACAGGAAGAAGGGAGUGGUCAAGAUUCCCACGAGUGUGGAUGCAUAA
Molecule: messenger RNA, 1275 nt
Organism: Periconia digitata
Lineage: Eukaryota; Fungi; Ascomycota; Dothideomycetes; Pleosporales; Periconiaceae
Source: the annotation of a GenBank genome assembly